GAUACUGCAGUCGCUGGACGCAAGGAACCGGUUUAAGGAAAAGGGGAUUUGAAUUAAAGACAGGGCAGCUCGGCCGUUGAGUGGGUGAGGGAGGGAGAUUGUUUUGUGUCUUAACAAAUCAGGGAGGGGGAGGGACGGAGAAUGAGCUCAUGUACUAGCGGAGAGGCUGCGUGCAAUCACCAGGACGCAUCUUGCACCGGCGCUAAUAAGUCGAGCGCUGUUGAUACUAUUUGCACCGGUAGCACCGACUGCUCCAGCGACUGCCAGGGGAAUCCGAGCCCAAAACCACCAACGGCAAUGAAAGUCAAGACAGGAUGCAACUCCUCAGACAUGGGGUACCCAGUUACUACAGAGGAAGAGCUACUUAGGAACCCAGUAAUUACCCCGGAGGAUGUUCUGGGUUUGCAGAAGAUCACCGAAAAUUACCUGUGCACUCCGGGUGAGAAUAUUCACAGCAUCGACUUCACCAGGUUCAGGAUCCGGGACAUGGAGACAGGGACAGUGCUGUUUGAGAUCAGCAAGCCCCCUGCUUCUGACAGAGCAGGAGACAAGAGGGACUUCGACCCAAACGCUGGCCGCUUCGUGCGGUACCAGUUCACCCCCGCCUUCUUGCAGCUGCGGCAGGUCGGAGCCACGGUGGAGUUCACGGUCGGCGACUUGCCCAUCAAUAAUUUCCGCAUGAUCGAGAGGCACUACUUCCGGGACAAGCUGCUGAAGAGCUUCGACUUCGAGUUCGGCUUCUGCAUCCCCAGCAGCAAGAAUACCUGCGAGCACAUCUACGAGUUCCCCCCGCUCUCCGAGGAGACCAUGCGCGAGAUGAUCCUGCACCCCUACGAGACGCAGUCCGACAGCUUCUACUUCGUGGACAACAAGCUGGUGAUGCACAACAAGGCGGACUAUUCCUACUGCGGAGGCCCCUAGGCUCCCGGGACAUGGAACAGACGCACGGACGGAGGACACACACACACACACACCCUGUUUCACGCUGGCCCCCAACAUCAUGGAACCCCAGAUUCCUCUGCGACUCAUUCACCUCCUAUCAGAGCGUCCAUGGCCUCAUCCCUGUCCUGCCCCCUUCUCCUGUAUGUGUGUGUGUGUGUGUGUGUGUGUGUGUAUGUGUGUGUGUGAGAGAGAGGAUAUGACCACUGUACUGCAAACACUCCUCACAUGCGGCUUUCCCUGCAUCCCUGUACUGCGAUCUCGUCAACAGCUCCUGUGACCCCGCCCUCUUUGUUCCCUCCUCCAAUCACUGGUUGCUGGCUCAGUCACACUGGCGAUACACACACCUGACAGCAGGGCGGGUUUGCUCGAACCUGGCCAGCCUUACAGGAAUUCUCCCAGCACAGUGUCUAAGCAAUAAGAGGAGUACUCCUGAGGGGAGGUAUGCACUUACUCACACAGGCAUGCCUUCCAGAAGGAAGGGCUUUACUUCCUGGGUAUAGACAGGCAAGCUAAAGCUGCAGCUGCCAAUCACGUGAGAACAUUCUCUCCCUCAGUUCCUAACUGGCUGAAUGACAGACACAUCAGGGGAUUGCUGGUAUAAAAAAAAUUCUUAC
Molecule: messenger RNA, 1556 nt
Organism: Megalops cyprinoides (Indo-Pacific tarpon)
Lineage: Eukaryota; Metazoa; Chordata; Actinopteri; Elopiformes; Megalopidae
Gene: unc119a1
Product: unc-119 homolog a (C. elegans)
Exons: 5
Coding region: 142-921 (259 amino acids)
Biological process (GO): visual perception; mitotic cytokinesis; lipoprotein transport
Cellular component (GO): intercellular bridge; centrosome; spindle midzone
Molecular function (GO): lipid binding
Source: RefSeq, a predicted model, not a curated record